This is a messenger RNA of Condylostylus longicornis, 1072 nucleotides long. It is a transcript of the gene Jhbp10, whose product is annotated as protein takeout. The record is from RefSeq and is a predicted model, not a curated record. Lineage: Eukaryota; Metazoa; Arthropoda; Insecta; Diptera; Dolichopodidae. The transcript has 4 exons. The coding region runs from base 181 to 930 and encodes 249 amino acids.
AGAUUUAAUGGUGAAUUAUUCGCGUAAAUUAAAAAUUAUCGGUUAAAUUGAAAAUUGAAAUAUAAGAGCAUCACUCUUAUUUUUUUUGUGUGUUAACUAGAAAUUAAAUCUACCUUUUUAAUAAUUAGACCAUUUUUUUAAGUUAGUUAAAUAAUAAACAGUGCUAAGUUAUUUAAAAAAAUGAGAUUCAGUAUUGAUUUUAGAAUUAUUAUUAGUUUAGCGGCUAUUUUAAAUAUCUGUUACGGAAAAUUACCUUCGUCGAUACCAACAUGUAAAAAAACAGAACCCAAAAUUAAUGAGUGUAUUACAAAUGCAGUUUACGCAGUAAGACCCAAAUUAAUUACAGGUGAUUUGGGCGAAGGAUUUUUAACACCACCAUUAGAGCCACUAGAAUUAGAUAAUAUUUCAAUGGGACGUGGGGCUGGUUUUCAGGCCGUUUUUUCCGAUUUAUUAGUAAAUGGUGGAAGUAAUUUUCAAAUUGAAAAACUUCAAUCGAAUAUAACUUCCUUGAAUUUUGCAUUACAAAUUUUAUUACCAAACAUUGAUUUUGUUGGGAAAUAUUCAUUAAGAAUAAAAAUACUUUUAAUCGAUGUCAAUGGGAAAGGUGACAUGAAAGGUUCCUUUAGUAAUGCACGCGGUAUUGUCAAAUUACGUGGUUCAACUUAUGAAAAAGAUGGUGCUACUUAUGUUCGUUUUGAUAAAUUAACAAUUAAAAUAUCAAUUAAGGAUAUGAAAUUACAAUUAGACAAUUUAUUUAAUGGUGAUAAAGUUUUAGGUGAAGUAGGAAAUCAAGUUAUAAAUAAUAAUCAGGAUUUAUAUUUAUCUGAAAUCAUACCAGGAUUAGAAAAAAGUUUAGCUAAGAAAUUUUUAGAUAUUGCAAAUGAUAUAACAAAACAUGCCACAUACGAUGAAAUGUUUCCACCAAAUUAAAUUAAAUAAUUUUUAGCAUAAGUUAAUUAAAGUUGUAUAUAUUAUGCUUGUAUAUUUAUAUCGAGGUUAAUUAUUUUACAUAUUGUGUUUAAAUUACAAUCAAAAGUUUGUGUUAUGAAUAAAUAAUUAUAUUUGUGAAAAA